AUGCAGUUGAUUUAUUUUCCGUACUAUCUAUCUAUCUAUCUAAGUUUCUAUCUAUCUAUCUAUCUAUCUAUCAAUUUAUUUUCAUCUUUACGCUAUCUAUCUAUCUAUCUAUCUAUCUAUCUAUCUAUGUUAUUCUGUUCAUGUCUCUCUCUCUCUCUCUCUCUAUCUAUCUAUCUAUCUAUCUAUUUCAAUCUCUUUAUUUUUUUUCAUUAUCUAUCUAUGUUAUUCCGUUCAUGUCUAUCUAUCUAUCUAUCUAUCUAUCUAUCUAUCUAUCUAUCUAUCUAUCUAUCUAUUUAUUUCUUUCCAUUCUUUCUUAAUUAUUCGUUUUUUUUUUUAAUUUCAUUUUGUUCUUUUUAUUUCCUCAUCAUUUUUCAUUCUUUUUCUUCAUUUAUAUUUUUACCUGUUUUCUUUCACUCACUUCCUUUUUUCUUUCUUUUCCUUUCUGCAUUCUUUCAUGUAUUUUUCCACUUUUAUCUUUCUCUUUUAUUUUUCAUUAUUUUUGUUCUUUUUUAUUUUACCUGCUUUCUCUUUGAUUUUUUCUUUUCCUGCAUUUUUACACUUUUAUUUUCCUCCUUUAUUUUUCUCUUUCAUUUAUUUUUUUCUUUUCUGCCAUAUUGUCGUACUUAUUUUUUUCUUUCUCUUUUUCUAUUUUUUCUUUUUCCUUUGUUUCUUCCUCAUUGCUUUUUUUCUUUCUUUUUUUUUCGCUUUUUACCUUUUUCCUUACCCUCUUGA
This is a messenger RNA of Acanthosepion pharaonis, 732 nucleotides long. NCBI's taxonomy places the organism in Eukaryota, Metazoa, Mollusca, Cephalopoda, Sepiida, Sepiidae. The record is from the annotation of a GenBank genome assembly.